AAACAGUGUAAUUAAACAGGCUGUUAUAUGUUAUUUUAUUUCUUUAUCUGACUUAUUAUUAUUAUUAUUAUUAUUAUUAUUAUUAUUAUUAUUUUUAUUUGUAGUAGUAUUAGUACUACUGGUAAUUCUUUAUUAUAUUAGGUAUUAGUAAUAGUAGUACUAUUCAUUGUUGAGUAUGGAAAGUAUUAGAAUCAGCAGUGUCAGUAGUAGUGUCUGUUACAUGAUUAUAGAGCUUAAUUUGUAUGAAUGGAGAGGAACAGCAGUGCUGAUGGAUGCCGUGGAGGGAAACGGCGGCUCAGCAGGAAGAACAAUGGUUCCAUUGGACAUUCAUGUGAUGUAACCCACUUGGCCUGUACUUGGCGGUGCAGGGUUUGGACAUAAGAACAUCUCUUUGUUCUCUUCCAUUCUGUUUCCUGUAUACAGUGGUGGUGGUCAGGUUCGGGUCUGAGGAGCAGCGCUGGACCUUCUCCUCUACAGGAAGAGGAAUCACCAGCAGGAGCAUGGAGCAGAGGAGGUGAUGGAGAGAGAUCAUAGCUGAGCUUUGUUUAUGACCAACAUGAGCUGGAGUUUCCUCACCCGUCUCCUGGAGGAGAUCCACAACCACUCCACAUUCGUGGGGAAAGUGUGGCUGACAGUCCUCAUCGUGUUCCGCAUUGUGCUGACGGCGGUGGGCGGAGAGUCCAUCUACUCCGACGAGCAGUCCAAGUUCACCUGCAACACCAAGCAGCCUGGCUGUGACAAUGUCUGCUACGACUCGUUCGCCCCACUCUCGCACGUCCGCUUCUGGGUCUUCCAGAUUAUCAUGAUCUCCACGCCGUCUGUCAUGUACCUUGGGUACGCCAUCCACAAAAUUGCCCGCGCCGCUGAGGAUGAUGAGGAGAAGAUAAAAAAACGGCACAGGAGGAAACUCAGGAGCAGAUGGAAGGACGUGGAUCGGAUGGAGGAAGAAGACGAUGAUGGCGAAUGUGAUGACAUGGAACCGAUGAUGUACAGUGAUACGCUGGAGCUCCAGGAAGCCAAAACAGAGAUGGAGAAAAACUCAAAAAGAGAGGCCACAAAGCACGACGGCCGUCGGAGGAUCAUGCAAGAAGGUCUGAUGAGGAUUUACGUACUCCAGCUCAUAUCUCGUGCCAUUUUCGAGGUCUUCUUCCUGGUGGGUCAGUACCUGCUGUAUGGAUUCCGUGUCAAUCCCUCGUAUGUGUGCGAUGAAAUUCCCUGUCCUCAUCAUGUCGACUGCUUCGUGUCUCGUCCCACCGAGAAAACCAUCUUCCUGCUCGUCAUGUACGUGGUGAGCUGCCUCUGUUUGCUGCUCAAUGUCUGCGAGAUGUUCCACCUCGGCAUCGGCGCAUUCCGAGACAUGCUCAGAAGACGCCGGAUCCGCAACCGCAGUCUUCCCUCCUGCACUUUUCCGUAUUCUCGUAAUAUUCCGGCAUCACCCCCGGGAUACAAUUUUGUGGUUAAAUCGGAGAAAACGGGCCACCAGAACCAAAAUGGUGUCCUCUCUCAUCAACAGAAUCAGAACAGCAUCCUCUCUCAUCAACAGAACCACAAUGGUGUCAUCUCACACAACCAGAACCAGGACCAGGAUCAGAACUGCGCCAGUCUGGAUGAAAAUGUGCCACCGGACCUGGCAAGUUUACACCAUCAUCUGCGCGUGGCGCAGGAGCAGCUGGACAUGGCGUUUAGGACCUACAGUGCCAAAAGCACUCCCAUGUCCAGAACCAGCAGCCCAGCAUCGGAGCAGAACCGGGUUAACUCGGAACAAGAAAGACAGGGAGCAAGGCCCAAAGCUGAUCUGGGGAGAACUGGGACUAUAGUCAGGAACGGGAAAACUUCUGUGUGGAUUUAGAUCCCAACACUGACCAUAAACGCCCAAUAAACAUAAUAAUAAUAAUAAUAAUAAUAAUAAUAAUAAUUAUUAUUAUUAUUAUUAUUAUUAUUACUGACUGAAAUGCUCGGUGCAGGAACCAGAACAAAAAUCUCUGUAAAAUCUCUUCGUCUUGUGCACUAAACACCCCAGAAUAGUGUAAAUACUGGAACGAUGAUUAAUAAACUAACUUCAGUGUGGAUUUGAACAUAAACUUUCUUGCAGAUUAAUGAACAAACAUAAUAAAUGAAGAUAAUAAACUAAAAGUGUCAUAUCACAUCCUGUAAAAAAAGGUGUUCAAACAUAUAUUUUUUUAAAAUAAAAGCCACAUAAGAAAUGAAAGUACAAGUAUAAAGAUAAUAAUAAUAAUAAUAAUAAUAAUAAUAAUAAUAAUAAUAAUAAUGUUGUGCAUAUUGAAUAUCACGGUUAUGUUUUAUGUUUAUUUAUAUGUAUAUGAUUCGUGAAUUAACUGGCCCAUUUAUUGGAUUUAGCUUCAUUUUCUCAUUUUAGCUCAAAUUCGGUGUGUCUUAUUUAUGUUACACACACCUACUUACCAGUAUGUGUUGAAAAAAAUCUCUGUAUUAAUAUAGUUCAUGGACGCCCUCGUUGUAACAUUGCACUUUUCUGGAAAACGGUGAACACGGCUCUUUGGAAUGCUAAUGUCCGACAAAAACGCCAUUGUAAUCCUGCGCUAAUAAUAACAACCGCUAACUUAUCACAGGAACAAUAAAUAUACUUCAACAACCAACAGAUUACCACCGGAAUCACCAAACACAUCACAUGGACAUAUUUAAUGUGUUUCAGGCUGGAGUUUCACUUUAAGUGUGAUCAGAUUCGGUGCUAUUGGCUGAUGUUGAAAUAAGCCCAGCCCACUAACACGCCCACUACUGACUUCUUGGAAAAUACUUCAACAUACAGAACCACGUCAACGUUGAGUUUUUGAUUCUUUUAAACAAAAAUAAAUCGUAUUUCUGUAUAGAUGGUUAACGCUGUAAAUAAAGUAAGCAUGAGGUUACUAAUAUUAAUCGUUAUAUUUUGCAUAACUAGAAUUUUUUAGAUGACAUUUCUGAUGUAGUGUGCGUAAAAUCGAAGAUCUACUGAUGUGUCCGGGUUGUUGAAUCCAAAUAGUAAUAAUAAUACAGUUGCAUGUUCAUCACGCCUCUGUUGUCUCGUGUAAAUUAAGUGUGGUUUAUGAUAUUCUGACUGUUGCAUGUUUAACACUCAUCACUUCACGUAUAUUUAGACCCUAAAGAAUUUACGCAGAGUGCACGUUAUACUGUAAACGAGCGAGUGAAAUGAAUCAAACGCUGAUCUAAAGGUAAACAAUGAUAUUGCGAUGUAGCUUAUAAAUGAUUAUCAGCACAUGACUAUAGUAUAGAUUUGUUCUCGUCAUGCUCCGUUUAACUCACUGGAAGAGAUAAAGAUAAAUUAACCAGCCGUGUUGUGUUUAAAUAUCUUGUAUUUAUUCAUGUUUUUUUGUUGUGUUUUUUUUUUUUUAGCUGAAACUUGCACUAUGUGACUGAGAGAGAAAAAAAGAACAGUGUAAAUAAACCUUGAGAGAUUUGUGAAAUUUUGGAAAAUCGAUCUAAGCACAUUUAACGUGGACACAAUGCUAGUCAGGUCUGUCUGCUAAUAAAACGAUCUAGCAACGUUUUCCAAUUUAGCAUCAACAGUUAUGACUAUUUACGUAUAUAAUGAUAGCAGCUAAGCACCAGCUGUUUUGUUCAGCUACUUUUCAGUCGGUUAGCCGUGCUAGCCAGCAAUAUUCAGUGUUUUAUAGAUCUAUUAGCUGGCUAGUCAAUUUAGCUAUCAUAGCCCAUAGGAGUCUUAUUUAAUCGCUAGCUAACGUGAGGUUUAGUUGUUUAAUGAAUACAAAACAUUUUAGACAGAUUUUAGGAGUGAAGGCACUUAAAGUCUUACAGAAACAUUACUUUCCUGUACUGUGCAAAUAGAAGUGGAUUAAAAUGGCGCCUAUGCAAUGUGUUCUACCGGACAUGAGUAAAAACCAAUGAAUCUGAGCCUAUGCAAAAUGCACAUUGUUAAUCAAACUGUAUAAAAUAAAAAUAAAAUAUGUAUCUUUUCCCCAGAUGUGCCUUACGACUGUAACUGUGAUGUAUAAUUUCAAACGAAUAAUAAAUGUAGGAUUACUGUAACAGUGGCCUUUAGUGUUCUUUUGUCUUUAUAAUUCAUCGUGUUUUGUGGCAAACGUGUAAAAAUAUGCACUAAAUCAGCUAGCUGCUAAAUGGCUAGCAUGGUGCAGUCAUCGGGUUUUAAUGUACAGCUGGAGGACUUAAUGUCAUAAAGAAUAGCACCCUAAUUCUCUCGUCUCUACAAACAGCAGUGCAGAAUGAGUGCACUAGAUAUUCUACACUAAACAGCAGCACUACUAAGGGGAGUACAUUACAUUUACAUUUAAUAAUUUAGCAGACGCUUUUAUCCAAAGCGAAUUACAAAUGAGAAAAUACAAGCAAAGAGUAGGGUGAAUAACGUGCACUUGAGUUGUGAAAAGGAAACUGUAUAAGGUACGUGAUAAGUUUCAGGCAAGAUCUCUAUGUCUCAAUUCUGUGUCACGAUGUACCAGAACCAAAUUGUUUUGUGUUUGAGGAAUGUGUUGCUUUGAGCAUUCCUAAUCACCCCCAACGUUCAUCCUCCUCUCCCUCUCUCUCUCUCGGUUCUUCUUCUUCUCUUAUUAUCUUGUAGACUAAACAUCGGUAGUUCUUAUAUCACUUUAACCUACGUAACAGAUGUUUUGAUUUUAUCUGUGACCUGUUCCAUUUGACAUUUAUCAUUCUUUAUCAAUAUUUCUGUGUGCGUGUAUAUACUAUGCCUUCUGUAUCAUUAAAUUAAGAAA
Molecule: messenger RNA, 4718 nt
Organism: Ictalurus punctatus (channel catfish)
Lineage: Eukaryota; Metazoa; Chordata; Actinopteri; Siluriformes; Ictaluridae
Gene: gjc2
Product: gap junction protein gamma 2
Exons: 2
Coding region: 548-1849 (433 amino acids)
Biological process (GO): cell communication
Cellular component (GO): connexin complex
Source: RefSeq, a predicted model, not a curated record